This is a messenger RNA of Brassica rapa (field mustard), 549 nucleotides long. Its product is annotated as glutathione S-transferase T3-like. The record is from RefSeq and is a predicted model, not a curated record. NCBI's taxonomy places the organism in Eukaryota, Viridiplantae, Streptophyta, Magnoliopsida, Brassicales, Brassicaceae.
AUGUUGUGGGGAAUGAGCAGAAGUCUGGUGCAUCCUGGAAAAGAAUCGCCGCAUACUUUGCUGCAAGUUACAAGCUGGCUGGUUGUGAACAAAGAGAGGCAAGUCACUGCAAGUCGUUGGCACAAGAUCAAUGAUCUUGUAGGCAAGUUUUGUGGAGCGUACGAAGCUGGAACCAGAGAAAAAAGCAGCAGCCAGAACGAGACUGAUGUGCUCAAGCAUGCUCAUGAAAUCUUCUUCAACAACUACAAGAAGAAAUUCACCCUUGAGAAUGUGUGGAAAGAGCUACGGAACGACCAGAACUGCUGCUCAAGCAACUACUUGUCCCCCGGGUUGAAGGCAUCAAAGGGGCAUGGUAAGCAUACGACCAAGGUUGAGGGUAACUCGGUGGCUGAUUUUCAGAGCAUGUGGAGCAUCAAGAAAGAGUACUUGGCUAUCAAAGAGAGACUCUCUAAGAUGAAGCUACUCGAUAGUCUUAUUGCUAAACAAGAACCGUUGGCUAACUAUGAAGAAGCACUGAAGAAAAAACUUAUUACUGAGUUGUUGGCUUAA